AUGACACUAAACUGUUUAUUCAUCCUCAUAAUAACCCACGCUGUAGCCAGUUACGAUAACCGUGUGAUAACGACAUUAAAGUACUCGAAAAAUUACGAUAAAUCCGUGAAACCUGUAAUCGUUCACGGGGAAAUCGCUAGAAACGGCGAUGUCCCUUACAUGGUCUCUAUAAAAGAAAGAGAGGCGAAACGAUUUAGGAAAAACAUAUGGCGUAAUCAUUGCGGGGGCUCCAUACUAAAACCAAAGUUGGUUCUGUCUGUGGCCCAUUGUUUUGAGAACAAAGACUAUAAGAACCCUAAAACUAGGGACACACUGCGCGCGGUAGCAGGCGAUUUGUUGACGGACAGCAAAAGCAAUAACAGCGCAGGAUUGUCGCAAUGGAGGGAUAUAGAUAAGAUCAUCGUCCACAAACAAUACUACUUCCCUGUUAAUGACAUUUCUUUAGUAAUCGUAAGAGAACCGUGGAUUUUCAAUAACUAUGUGACGUUUAUACCAUACGCGCGCUGGAAUAGUGAUUACAUGAGUUGGUGUUUAGCAAGUGGGUAUGGUGAUCUAAUGCAUGGACCGAGAGCGUUGCAAUCCACGCGUCUUCUAAUAGCCAAACUAUUUGUGAUACCAAGACACGCUUGUAAUGAGUUAUGGGAUAUGAAUAUGAACAACUUCGUGUGCACCACAUCGACUAAUGCAGACGUGGCCAGCGGAGACUCUGGGGGUCCGUUGGUGUGUAAAGGAACCCCGGAAAGAAGGAGAGAGAGCCCGAAUGGUAUUUUGGUCGGCGUGGUGUGCGGCAAGAACUUUGAUAAAACUACACUAUUCACAAGGGUCUCGGCGUAUACAAAGUUUAUUGAGAGUGCAGGUUGUAAUUUAAGUAGCAACGUUUUGUUUAGAUUUACAAUUAUUUUGUUUCUGGUAUAUUAUUGUUCUAUUUUCGAUUAACUGCUUUAUUUAUUUUGUGAUUUUCAUUUCUUAUGGGCGCUAGCGUCGAGAUCACUCCCUUUUGGAUAUCGGGCAGAUAUAGUAGGGCCCGGGAUGCUAAAUUUACAAUUACUAAAGCGUUAUAUUAGCGUUAUAUGGUAGGGGUACGCAGGU
This is a messenger RNA of Plodia interpunctella (Indianmeal moth), 1089 nucleotides long. RefSeq names its product venom peptide isomerase heavy chain-like. Gene Ontology annotation, biological process: proteolysis. The transcript has a single exon. The record is from RefSeq and is a predicted model, not a curated record. The coding region runs from base 1 to 936 and encodes 311 amino acids. Gene Ontology annotation, molecular function: serine-type endopeptidase activity. NCBI's taxonomy places the organism in Eukaryota, Metazoa, Arthropoda, Insecta, Lepidoptera, Pyralidae.